Messenger RNA from Gossypium raimondii (Peruvian cotton), 2588 nucleotides. Its product is annotated as elongation factor G-2, chloroplastic. NCBI's taxonomy places the organism in Eukaryota, Viridiplantae, Streptophyta, Magnoliopsida, Malvales, Malvaceae. The coding region runs from base 74 to 2425 and encodes 783 amino acids. The record is from RefSeq and is a predicted model, not a curated record. Gene Ontology annotation, biological process: ribosome disassembly; translational elongation; mitochondrial translation. Gene Ontology annotation, molecular function: GTP binding; translation elongation factor activity; GTPase activity. Gene Ontology annotation, cellular component: mitochondrion; chloroplast. The transcript has 4 exons.
UAUCCCUAACCUCACACAUAAAAAAAAAGUGAAACAAAGAACAGGUAAUUCGUGAGGCCAAAAAAAAAAAAAAAUGGCAGCAGAGACAGCGCUAAGAGUAUCGAGUUCGAGUUCUACUGUGUGCAAUCUAAAUGGGUUUCAAAGGAGACCAACCCCUUUAUCUUCUUCAACUCGUUUUCUGGGUCUUCGUCCUCGAGCUUCUUCUUCUUCAAUUUCCUCUUCUUUAUCCCAGUUCAUGGGGAGUGUCAGAAUUGGCUCAAGACUUCCUAUUUCACGUCAACAAAAGGGGAAGAGAAGGAACUUCUCUCUCUUUGCUAUGGCCGCUGAUGAGUCAAAGCGUGCUGUACCUUUGAAAGAUUAUCGCAAUAUUGGAAUUAUGGCUCACAUAGAUGCCGGAAAGACAACGACAACAGAACGUAUUCUAUACUACACAGGAAGAAACUAUAAAAUUGGUGAGGUACAUGAGGGAACUGCUACAAUGGACUGGAUGGAACAAGAGCAGGAAAGAGGUAUUACCAUAACAUCGGCUGCAACUACUACAUUUUGGAAAGACCACCGGAUUAAUAUUAUCGACACCCCUGGCCAUGUUGACUUCACACUUGAAGUGGAGCGAGCUCUCAGGGUUUUGGAUGGAGCUAUAUGCUUGUUCGACAGUGUUGCUGGUGUUGAACCGCAAUCUGAAACCGUAUGGAGACAAGCUGAUAAGUAUGGGGUACCUAGAAUUUGCUUUGUCAACAAGAUGGAUCGUCUAGGAGCAAACUUUUUCCGGACGAGAGAUAUGAUAGUUACAAAUUUGGGUGCUAAACCGCUGGUGAUUCAACUACCGGUUGGUGCAGAAGAUAAUUUUAAAGGUGUCAUUGACCUUGUAAAGAUGAAAGCUGUGCUUUGGUCCGGGGAAGAAUUGGGUGCAAAGUUUGAGUAUGCUGAUAUUCCGGCUGAUCUUCAAGAGUUGGCUGAAGAGUACCGAUCACAAAUGAUAGAAACGAUCGUUGAAUUAGAUGACCAAGCUAUGGAGAACUAUCUAGAAGGAGUUGAGCCCGAUGAGGAAACCAUUAAGAAAUUAAUUAGGAAAGGCACCAUUGGAAUCAGUUUUGUACCUGUAUUAUGCGGCUCGGCUUUUAAAAAUAAGGGUGUUCAGCCAUUACUCGAUGCUGUUAUGGAUUACUUGCCGUCUCCUCUUGAGUUGCCGGCAAUGAAGGGGACUGAUCCUGAGAAUCCCGAAGUGAUAAUUGAAAGGACAGCAAGUGAUGAAGAACCGUUUUCCGGAUUAGCUUUCAAAAUCAUGACCGAUCCGUUUGUGGGAUCCCUUACAUUUGUGAGGGUGUAUUCAGGAAAGCUUGCUGCGGGAUCUUAUGUUUUGAAUGCUAACAAAGGGAAGAAAGAGAGAAUCGGUAGACUAUUGGAAAUGCACGCUAAUAGUCGAGAGGACGUUAAGGUUGCAUUGGCCGGUGAUAUUGUUGCUCUUGCAGGUCUAAAGGAUACUAUUACAGGUGAAACUCUUAGCGACCCUGACCAUCCUAUUGUACUUGAACGAAUGGACUUCCCCGAUCCCGUGAUUAAGGUUGCUAUUGAACCUAAGACUAAAGCUGAUGUCGAUAAAAUGGCUAAUGGUUUGAUCAAGCUUGCUCAAGAAGACCCUUCUUUCCACUUCUCACGGGAUGAAGAGAUCAACCAGACCGUAAUUGAAGGAAUGGGAGAAUUACAUCUCGAGAUUAUCGUUGAUCGUUUGAAGAGAGAGUUCAAGGUCGAAGCCAAUGUCGGUGCACCACAAGUUAAUUACCGGGAAAGUAUUUCCAAAGUUUCAGAAGUGAAAUACGUACACAAGAAACAAUCAGGUGGACAAGGGCAGUUUGCUGAUAUUACUGUUCGUUUCGAGCCUAUGGAGGCAGGUAGUGGAUACGAGUUCAAGAGUGAAAUCAAAGGUGGAGCCGUGCCGAAAGAAUAUAUUCCUGGAGUGAUGAAAGGACUGGAGGAGUGUAUGUGUAAUGGUGUCCUUGCAGGUUUUCCUGUUGUUGAUGUACGUGCCGUGCUAGUAGAUGGUUCUUACCACGAUGUCGAUUCUAGUGUAUUGGCAUUUCAACUGGCAGCCAGGGGAGCCUUCCGAGAAGGGAUUAGAAAGGCUGGCCCUAGGAUGCUUGAACCUAUAAUGAAAGUUGAGGUUGUCACACCCGAAGAACAUUUAGGUGACGUGAUCGGUGAUCUCAACUCAAGGAGAGGCCAGAUUAACAGCUUUGGUGAUAAGCCUGGAGGACUCAAGGUGGUGGAUGCCCUUGUUCCGCUUGCGGAGAUGUUCCAAUACGUCAGCACUCUCCGAGGUAUGACGAAAGGUCGUGCAUCCUACACCAUGCAACUGGCCAAGUUUGAUGUCGUCCCUCAACAUAUCCAGAACGAGCUUGCUACUAAACAACAAGAAGUUGUUGCUUGAUUUUGUUGUUUCAUAAUUUUCCUGGCAUCCAAACACUAUUUUUUGUUCACUUCAUAAUUUGAAGUGCAGCACUCUCCUUUCUUUAAUUUAUAAGUUCCAUGUAUCAGUUUUGGGUAUAAAUGUAACAAAACUAUUGAAGUAGAAAAUGCAACAUAAAUCAGAA